CUCCUUGAUGGUUCAGACGGAAAUAGGAAUGGAUUCCCCGCCAUGCGUGACUUUGUUCAGAGAGUGGUGGAGAAACUCCAUGUGGAUGAAGGCAGAGACCGCGUUUCUGUGGUCCAGUACAGCCAAGAGCCCGAGGCUAGUUUCUAUCUGAACACCUACACCACAAAGGAAGAGGUUCUGGAACAUGUCCGCGGUCUGAGGCACAAAGGAGGGAGACCCCUCAACACCGGGUCAGCCCUCCAGUAUGUGAGAGACAGUGUCCUCAGUGAUUCCUCUGGCAGUAGACGCCUGCAGGGUGUCCCACAGAUACUGAUUUUACUGAACGGUGGAAAGUCUUCUGACAGUGUGGACACGCCAGCCUCUGCUCUUAGGGAGCUGGGAGUGAAAAUCUUUACCAUUGGCAACAGAUACUCUGACAGCAGAGAAUUGCAGAGGAUUUCAAAAGAGCCUAGCAAUGCAGUGUCAGUGUCUGACUUCAGUGACCUCCCCAGUGUUCAGGAGCAGCUCUUGGAUUCCGUAGAAACCGUUGUCGUCUCUGUGACACCAACAACCCCAACUGUCUUAGUUGACCAAACCGCACCCAGAAAGGAUGUUGUAUUCCUGCUGGAUGGCUCUGAUUACACUAGGAAUGCCUUCCCAGCUAUGAAGGACUUUGUUCAGAGGGUAGUGGAGAAGCUAAAUGUGAUGGAGAACAGAGAUCGUGUGUCUGUGGUCCAAUACAGCAGAGACCCAGAGGCCCAUUUCUAUCUGAACACAUACACAGGAAAGGAAGAAACUCUUGACGCUGUGAGAGCUCUGAGGCACAAAGGAGGCAGGCCCCUCAACACCGGGGCGGCUCUCCAGUACGUGAGAGACAGCGCCUUCUCUCCUUCCGCUGGCAGCAGACGGCAAGAGGGUGUUCCUCAAAUUCUAAUCCUGCUGAGCGGAGCGAGGUCUAGCGAUAACGUAGACACCCCAGCCACCUCUCUCAAAGAGAGUGGCGUCUUAAUCUUUGCUAUUGGCACCAAAAAUUCCAGCCGAGAGGUUGAGAAGAUUUCUUCCGAUCCUACCUAUGCCCAGUCUGUGUCAGACUUUUCGGAGCUGCCAAAUGUCCAGCAGCAAUUCCUGGCCUCUGUGAACACUGCUGUCUUGGAGGUAACACAGACAUCACCACCGGUUUUGGUUGACAGAAGAAUCCCCCGAAAAGACGUGGUGUUCAUGCUGGAUGGUUCCGAUGGAACAAGGAACGUGUUCCCAGCAGUGCUUGACUUUGUUCAGAGAGUGGUGGAGAAACUAAAUGUGGGUGAGGGCAAAGACCGUGUGUCUGUGGUCCAGUACAGCAGAGACCCAGUGGCCCACUUCUACCUAAACACCCACUCAAGGAAGGAAGAUGUUCUUGAGAAUGUUAGAAGUCUGAGACAUAAAGGAGGAAGGCCCCUCAACACUGGUGCAGCUCUCCAGUAUGUGAGGGAGAACGUGUUCACAGCCUCCUCCGGUUCUAGACGCUUAGAAGGUGUGCCACAAAUGCUGAUCCUGCUUAGCGGUGGAAAGUCUUUUGACAGCGUGGACGCUCCAGCCUCGGCUCUUAAACAGCUGGGAGUGCAGAUCAUUCCAAUUGGAAGCAGGAACUCUGACAGCAGAGAGCUGCAGAGGAUCUCACACGACCCUAGUUACGCAAUGUCAGUGUCCGACUUCAGUGACCUUCCAAGUGUUCAACAGCAACUUCUCUCUGUCGUGAGCCCAGUAGUAGUGGAGGCCACUCCCAAAACACCGACAGUCAUAGGUAAGAACACAUGUGUCUGUUGUGUCUUUUUUGUGCCAUGCUGCAGGAUGAUGUAGUUGUGUUAGCUAAAGAAAACAAAAACUGUUAGCUCAUUUACUCAGUCUGACAUUAGGGCCAAAACAGGGCUUGAUGCCCGUGGAAUUAGUUGCAAAGUGUGCUUGGCAGAG
Molecule: messenger RNA, 1929 nt
Organism: Alosa sapidissima (American shad)
Lineage: Eukaryota; Metazoa; Chordata; Actinopteri; Clupeiformes; Clupeidae
Product: collagen alpha-3(VI) chain-like
Exons: 3
Coding region: 43-1818 (591 amino acids)
Source: RefSeq, a predicted model, not a curated record